AGCUUUCUCUUCCCGCGGCAUGGAGGCCAGGCCUCUGCGGUCAGGGAGCUGACAUGCAAGCGGCCGCCGGGCGGCGGGGCGGCCCCGGUGGUGGCGGGAAGCGGUUCAACCCCAGCCCUCCCUCCGAGUCCCGGGUCAGCGGAGUGUAAACAGCCCGGCUCGGGCGGGGCUGGGGGCGGGCCCGCCCAGGGGAACUGAAGCUCUGAAGGCCCGUGUGGGUCUCUCCGGUGCCUCUGGGUGCUUUCGGGGUGAGGUCAUGGCUUUCACUCUGAUGUCACGUUGGACAUAUGACGUCACGCACAGCCACCACGCCCAGAAUCCUCGCGCCAAAACCGAGGACUUUCGGUGGAGCUACCGGCGCGCCCCUGCGACGGCUGGGCCAGGAAGCGCGGAAGGAACCGCCGGGGGCCAUGGACGGCGCAGUGAUGGAAGGGCCGCUGUUUUUGCAGAGUCAGCGCUUUGGGACCAAGGUGGAGGAAGACCUGGGCGGUGCUCUACCCGGCCAGUCCUCACGGCGUAGCGCGGCUCGAGUUCUUUGACCAUAAAGGGUCGAGCUCUGGGGGUGGCCGAGGGAGCUCGCGCCGCCUGGACUGCAAGGUGAUCCGUCUGGCUGAGUGUGUGAGUGUGGCCCCUGUUACCGUGGAGACCCCGCCUGAGCCCGGCGCCACUGCCUUCCGCCUGGACACUGCUCAGCGUUCGCACUUGCUGGCGGCCGACGCGCCGUCCAGUGCAGCCUGGGUGCAGACGCUGUGCCGAAACGCCUUUCCGAAAGGCAGCUGGACUCUGGCGCCUUCCGAUAACCCACCUAAGCUUUCUGCCCUGGAGAUGCUGGAGAACUCCUUGUACAGCCCCACCUGGGAAGGAUCCCAAUUCUGGGUAACGGUGCAGAGGACUGAGGCCGCCGAGCGCUGUGGCCUGCAUGGCUCCUACAUGCUGAGGGUGGAGACUGAGAGGCUGACUCUCCUGACCAUGGGGGCCCAGAGUCAGAUACUGGAGCCACUCCUGUCCUGGCCCUACACUCUGUUGCGUCGCUAUGGCCGGGACAAGGUCAUGUUCUCUUUCGAGGCCGGCCGCCGCUGCCCCUCAGGCCCUGGAACCUUCACCUUCCAGACGGCACAGGGAAAUGACAUCUUCCAGGCAGUUGAGACUGCCAUCCACCGGCAGAAGGCCCAGGGAAAGGCCGGACAGGGGCACGAUGUUCUCAGAGCUGACUCCCAUGAAGGGGAGGUGGCAGAGGGGAAGUUGCCUUCCCCACCUGGCCCCCAAGAGUUCCUUGACAGCCCCCCAGCCCUGUACGCUGAGCCCUUAGACUCCUUGCGAAUUGCUCCAUGCCCUUCCCAGGACUCCCUAUACUCAGACCCCUUGGACAGCACCCCUGCUCGGGCAGGAGAGGGAGUGCAACGGAAGAAACCUCUCUAUUGGGACUUGUAUGAACAUGCGCAGCAGCAGUUGCUGAAGGCCAAGCUGACGGACCCCAAAGAGGACCCCAUCUAUGAUGAACCUGAAGGCUUGGCCCCAGUCCCUCCCCAGGGCCUUUAUGAUCUGCCUCGGGAGCCCAAGGAUGCAUGGUGGUGCCAAGCCCGGGUGAAGGAGGAGGGCUAUGAGCUCCCCUACAACCCUGCCACUGAUGACUAUGCUGUGCCACCCCCUCGGAGCACAAAGCCCGUCCCUGCUCCCAAGCCUGAACCUGGUACUGCAACUGGCAGUGGCAGCAAAAGCUACAACUCAGCCCUGUACAGCCAGGUCCAUAAAAGUGGGGCCUCAGGGAGCUGGGACUGUGAGCUCUCUAGAGUAGGGACUGACAAGACUGGGGUUAAGUCAGAGGGCUCUACCUGAGAAGGAGGGCAAGGCUGAGGUGGCUAAGGAGGACCAUGGGGAGGUGGCACUAGGGAUCUAAGAAAAUGGUUAGAACCAGCAGAAGCCAGAAGGUGGGAGGGGCCGUGCUGUGUGAGACCAGGGGACCAGAGGGAUAGGGGAGUCAAAGGAAGGACAAUCCCAGGAAGUCCUAAAAAGUGGGGCAGAUGGCAAGGCUGAGGGAUGGGCUCUGUAUCCUCCUAAAGCCGUCCCUUCUCCACUUCCCCAAAGGAAGGGACAGCUGCGGGACCAGGUCUGUGGAAAGUGGUGCAUGGUCAGAGUGGGUGCAGUUUGAGGGGCCCAUGUGGAGGCCUCAGGGAGAUGUUGGACUGUGCCUGGAUUUUUACUCCUGCAUUGUUCUUUGCCAGAGACCUAUUUAAAAAUUUUAAAAUUCUCAUUAAAGUCAGCUUGGGUUUAAGAA
This is a messenger RNA of Rhinopithecus roxellana (golden snub-nosed monkey), 2275 nucleotides long. It is a transcript of the gene DOK1, whose product is annotated as docking protein 1. The transcript has 6 exons. The coding region runs from base 826 to 1836 and encodes 336 amino acids. NCBI's taxonomy places the organism in Eukaryota, Metazoa, Chordata, Mammalia, Primates, Cercopithecidae. Gene Ontology annotation, cellular component: cytoplasm. Gene Ontology annotation, biological process: positive regulation of MAPK cascade; cell surface receptor protein tyrosine kinase signaling pathway. The record is from RefSeq and is a predicted model, not a curated record.